AUGGACACUCCUACCCCCCAAAAUGACGAGAUCCUCGUCAGAGUCCACGCUGCUGGAAUCACCGGCGACGAAAUACUCUGGCCCGAACCAUACGCCUGUGCAUCUCAUAUACCCGGCCACGAUAUCUCCGGUGUGAUAUCCGCAACCGGCCCCCAGUAUCGCGGUCCUUUAAAGGUCGGUCAAAAUGUCUUUGCGCUACUCAGUGCCGACAGAGGCCAAGGCCAAGCCGACUACGUGAUAUGUCUCCCCAACGAAGUUGCACUGAAACCAGAGUCACUUUCGCACGAGGAGGCGGCAGCCCUACCAAUACCGCUUCUCACAGCUUGGGAGGCAAUUGAGUCCCACGCCAAGGUCAAACCGGGUAUGCGAGUCCUCAUCACGGGGGCUUCUGGUGCAGUUGGGAUCAUGACGGUCCAGCUUGCACGUCAGCUAGCCGAUGCUCACGUUGUUGCGUUGAGUUCUCCUCGACAUCAUGAUUUGCUAAGGCGUCUUGGGGCGCACGAGGUGCUUGACUACAAUACUCCGGACUGGAAAAACCAGAUAGCUGCUGUAGAUUGUGUCUUCGAUACGGUUGGUGGUGACAUUCUGGCCCAGACGUGGGAAACUGUGAAGGAAGAUGGAACUAUUGUCACUGUCGGAGAUCCUGCACCUGCUUGGGCAUUUGGAAGAGGUGUGGCAACCGAGUCUGCCGAUCGCCCUCAUGUGCGCUAUUUCCACUUUAUCGUCUCCCCCAAUGCGGAGAACAUGACCAAGGCGAGUGAGAUGAUCGAUGCUGGUCGUCUUAAACAAUUGGCGGUCCGAUCUUUCCCUUUCAGUGAAGCGGUUGGGGCUUGGGAAUAUGCUAGACAGAGAAAUCGGGGGAACAAGGCAGUCAUUCAGUUUGUGGGAGGGUCAUCAGCUUAG
Penicillium griseofulvum is the source of this 903-nucleotide messenger RNA. RefSeq names its product NADP-dependent oxidoreductase. The coding region runs from base 1 to 903 and encodes 300 amino acids. Lineage: Eukaryota; Fungi; Ascomycota; Eurotiomycetes; Eurotiales; Aspergillaceae. The transcript has a single exon. Gene Ontology annotation, molecular function: oxidoreductase activity. The record is from RefSeq and is a predicted model, not a curated record.